UGGCUGCCCACUAUUCACCGAGGGUAUUUGUAUUUACGUUUAGUUUGUUAUCUGUUUUAAGACAGACAGGUGAAGAAAGAGCCCGUGUCAUAAACUACAGCGUGUAACAACUCCGUUAAAUCAGCCGUUAGAGUGUCGGUUGAGAGACGCCAUUUUCCCGGUCGUUGUGAAACUGAGGGUUCACGUCUGGUUUUCUUUUCAUUUUUGCUGAGCUGUCAAGCUGCUCAUUGUUGUUGGACUACGACUGCUUUGUGUUUAUUAUCGAGCUAAGCAAGCUAAACAACAUACCUGCGAGUCCAACGCAUACAUUACAUCCAGGAGCCUUAUAGUCGCUAUGUUUAGCCCAGUGAAGUCUUCUUAUUUCAGAGUUAGCCCAGCCAUUGUCAACAGAGAACUCGGCAAGACCAAAUGAGAUAGCAAGAGGGCAUAUCAGAGUACUAACUAACACAUGGUUGAGACGAGGUAGAGCCCCAGCAUAACGCAGAUAACACGGAAUAAAUCACUCAAGCAGCAUGUUUGGGAAUCUUUUUGAGGAAGAAGAGGAGGAAUGCUUCUCUUUGACCUCCUCCAGUGGGAGAGUUGCAAAGGGGGGAGACGAGCCACCUCCGCCCCGAGGAAGAAGCAGUCUGUGCGGCAUCAAGAACCAGGGGGGCACCUGCUACCUCAACUCCCUGCUCCAGACCCUGCUGUUCACCCCAGAGUUCAGAGAGGAGCUGUUCAGUUUGGGAGCAGAUGAAUUGGGAUGCCUGGAAGACAAAGACAAACCAGGGGCCAAAGUCAGACUGAUCCCACUGGAGCUACAGAGACUGUUUGCCAGUCUGCUGCUGGUAGACCAGCAGAGCGCCUCCACUGCAGACCUUACUGACAGCUUUGGCUGGAACAGCAGCGAGGGAACAAAUCAGCAUGAUGUGCAGGAGCUGAACAGGAUUUUGUUCAGCGCGCUGGAGCACUCUCUUGUGGGCACCACAGGUAGCACAUUUAUCCACCAGCUGUAUCAUGGGACCAUUGUCAACAGCAUCGCCUGCAAGGAGUGUGGAAACAUCAGUCAGAGACAGGAGGACUUCCUGGACCUGACGGUGUGUGUUUGUGGCGUGUUGAGCCUGGAGGAGGCUCUGUGGAACAUGUUUGUGGAGGAAGAGUUGUUUCAGGGCAAUAACCUGUACCGCUGUGCGCAGUGUGACAGGCUGGUCACUGCUGCCAAGUCUGCCAAGCUGAAGAAACUACCUCCAUUUAUGACCAUGUCUUUGCUGAGGUUCAGCUUUGACUACGCCAAAUGUGAGCGAUACAAGGAGACAGGACGCUACGUUUUCCCCUUAAACAUCAACCUACGGCCCUUUUGUGAAGAGACUGAUGGAGAGGACUCUGAUUACUCCUACGAGCUGUUCUCUGUGAUUAUCCAUAAGGGUGGCUGCUAUGGAGGCCAUUACCAUGUUUAUAUCAGAGACAUAGACCAGCUUGGACAAUGGGAGCCAACGGAGGAGGACUGCAAAGCUAAGACUCAGAAGAAAGUGAAGGAUGAGGUCAAGCAAAUGUGUGAGCCAAAACUUCAAGAAGACGACCCUUUGUCUGUCAUCAGUGCUAUUAUUACACAGGAGCCAUCAAAGAGUGUCCUGUUGGACCAGCUGGGACAGAAAAUCAUGGGUAAAAUCGGUUCAUCCUGGAGCAAAAAGUUCAGAAAACACUAUGGGCCCAUAGGAAAGUUCCUGCAGUCCCACAAUGAUGUUUUCAUGCUGGUUUCCAACGGUACUCGAGUGGCACUGAAGGCCAACCCUCCGAGCCCUGUGACUGAGCCCCCCAGUCCACCAGAGCAGACCACUGACUCUGAUCCUUCAACACCCUCAGACCCUGGAGCUGCUGAACAACAGCCGGGACCAGACCAGAAGCCAGAGCCCGAACAAAAGCAGGGUAGCCACUGGUUCGACCUUAACGACUCCGCAGUGACUUCCAUCAGGGAGUCUGACAUAGAGAAGCAGUUCCAGGGCAAAGAGAGCGCAUACAUGCUGUUCUACAGAAAAACACAGCUGCAAAGGCCCAGUGAAGCUUUGAAAAAUCCUCAAUACAAAGUUCCUCUUAACCUCAUCAAGAUGGCCCAGGAGGAGAACAUCAGAGUGCAGAAAAUGCGCGAGGAAUUUGAAGCUACAAAUAACACCGUGGAGCUGCAUCUCCACCUGGCACCCUCUUAUAGGCUAGAAAAUGGAGCCCUGCAGCCAAUCAGCAAAGAGCAGAGCGGGAGCACAGAUUUGAGUUUCGACCGUAGAAAGACUGUGGGAGAUCUUCGAUUAGCUAUAUAUCAGAUGCAGGAACUCUGGGAAGGGGAUAUGGCUCUGACUGUGGCCAGGAGUCUUCCUGCAGGUCUACACCUCUACACUACACUUAUAGAUGACUGUGUCUCCCUGUACAGUGCAGGCAUUUGUACAAACUCUGACCUCUUCGUGUGGAAUGGCAGAGAGGUGUGCGGUGCAGCUGUCCUAACUGGAGCCGAGUGGGAACCAGUGCUGCUGAAUGUAGUCCGUCCCUUUCUGGAAGAUUGCGAUCAGGAAAAGGAAGAUGAGAUGGAGUGUGAGGAGGGAAGAGGAAGUUUUGAAAACGGGGGUCCAGGGCUUAAAAGGGAGGCGAGAGGGUUUGCAGGUGCUGCGACUCUUGGGGAGGUGAGGGUGGCACUGGGGGAGCCUCAGGAGAGUCUGCUGUGCCAGGAGCAUAACGGAAAAAAGAGGGGUGAACAGGGAGCAGGGGAGGGAGGAGGGGCGAGUGGAUGGAGGGUGUUCCCCCCCGACGACAUGCAUCGGACGCUUAAGGAGUUGUCGCUGAAAGACGGUGACGCGCUGCUGGUGCUGGAACCGCAUUCCUUUGACAGCAGUGUGUUCACUCGAAACGGAGACGUUGUCACUGUGACGACGCCUUCCGACUGCCGCUGGCUCCAGGUGGAGUUUCGACCACAUGGAGGAGGGGGAGAAGAAGGGGAUAAAGAAGAGGAGAGGAGGAAGGUUAAGGUCCCAGCUGCAGGAAAUAUGCUGCUGUCGGAGGUGAAGCAGAGGACCAUAGAGGAGCUGCAGAUAGAAGAACAAACCAAAGGUGCACAGUACUGCCUGAGACAGGUGGACUGCGCAGGGAAACUCCUUCCUCCAGUGUGUGAGGAGCUGAGUGUUCGGGAUGCCGGCGUGCGACUCAUGACCACACUCUCUCUCUGUCCGGGAAAUGCCCCCAAGGCUUCACAGCUUUUCUUGCACUUCUCUGUGGGCAUAGCACCCUCUGCUGGAUUGGAAAAGGACAUCAUUGUCGAGAAAUCUUGUACUGUAAAAGAGUGUCUAAAGGCAAUGCUGGAUGAUGUUGGACUUGAUGGCACCUAUUGGCACUUAAGAAGGCUUGAUUGGUGUGAGGAGGUUGGAGAGCCAAUCAUGGAUGAGGAUGCUCCUCUGUCAGAGCUGAAGUUAAACAAUGGAGAGACAUUGAUCGUCACUGAAGGACAACUUCCUCCGAAGGGUUUUCUCAAUUUAUCUGUGUGGCUGUAUCUGGAUAUGAGAAACAAUUCGGCAGAUUUCACAGACUUUAAUCACACUGACAACGGCCACACUCAGGAGCAAAUGCUAGAGUUUUGGACGGCAGGGGAAACAAACAGCCCCUCACCUCCCCUGUGUGCCGGCAACACGGCAGAGCUGAGAAGUGCUGGACAGGUGGAGAUAUCAGACGAAGCCACACUGGAGGAUCUUAAAACUCAGGUGUUGACGCUGCCAGCCCUUCAGGAUGUGUGUUUGCCAACCACUGCGUUCUUGCGUGUGUGGCAGCUCGAGGGUCGGAGGCUAGCACGUAUCCUCAGAGGACAACAGUUCACACUCAAGAAGUUGAAGCUGACCAGUGGCAUGGAUCUUUGUGUGCAACAUCUACUAAGAGAAGAAGAUCUUGGUCCUAAGGAUGUGAUGCUGAAUGUUAAAAUGGGAAUACCAGGGGAGCGAUGUUACUACCCUCCAGAGGAGCUGGUUUGGGAUGCAGCCCGGGACUCUUCUCCUCGCUCUCUACGCACCUGUCUGGCUGCUCACUACGGACUCUCUCCUGACUCCCUGCUGCUGGCCAAACACCAACCGGACAAACACACCUGGGACGAAAUCUCAAACUGGAACCAGCAGUUUUCCAAAAAGAAAAAGAAGAGAAAGGCAGAGUCUCUACUGGGAGCGCCAUUUCACCUCAAAGAUGGUGACACAAUCGGUCUCAAGAAUCUUUUGAUUGACAACAACAGGAACUUCCUCACCCUGGAGGAUGAACAGGGCCAACAGAGGCUCAGGGAGCAGGCAGAGCAGCGCAGGAAAGGAGGCCAGGCUGUUGGACUACAGGAGAAGGCUGGACCUAACAAAUCCAGGAAACCAGAAGUAGCGCUGUCAAUCAAAGUUGGGGUAUUCAGAUAGCAUCUCGCUCUGUGGGUGCAUGGACAAAUCAGAACUACUUUUGAAACCACACACACACACACACACACACACACACACACACACACACACACACACACACACACACACACACACACACACACACACACACACACACACACACGAUGCAAUUAGGACAAUCCACUUGGCGUCAAUGUUGUGCCAUUUUCUUUUUCUAAUAUUUGUUUGACUGUAGUUCACCACAAUUAUUAUAAAACCAACUUGACAAAACUCUUUAUUUUUUGAAGGAAGAGAAGGAAUUUCAUUUUCACUAUUUGCCAAAUUGUUUUUGAGCACAAUUUAGAUUAUUUCAAUGCAUAAUUACUGGAAUUAUUUUUAGAUGCCCUACGUUUGUCUUUCUUCUUCUCUAUAGCUUUUAAUGUGUUCCCUUAUACUUAAAGUAGGAGCCCAAACUACUUCAUUUGCUUUUACCGUACAGGCUAGCGGUUAUAUACUGACGCUUAUAACAACUGCAGUUUCUGGCUCAUAUCCUGUUUGUUUACGUGUAUAAAAAUAGAAAUCAGGGUGAUAACAUACAUGUAGCCAGGAGAUAGUGGCUUUAACGAAAAAUCUACCAUCAUUCAGUUUUGUUGUUGCUCAAUAGGUGUUGAAAAGUGAUGCUCAUAUUUGUGAUAAACCUAUCACUGUGCACCGAGAACAAAAACAUUCAUCAUGAUGAUGGGGUCAUUUUAGGUUGAUAAGGAGAAGGGAGAUAGGCCUUAAUGUGGAGAAGCCUGGGUGCUGCUCUGUCCUCCCUACCUCACUCUCUGCCUCUCCUGCUCUACCUCUGCUGCCCUGUCUGGUUUCACCUCCAAGUUCUUACUUUAAAACACGAUUACAUUUCUCUAAUCUAAGUAUGCUAUGGUUAAACAAGUAUUUCAGUUGUGGAUGGUUUGAUAAUUUGGCUCUUUGCAUUUAGCACUUAAGGUGUGACAUGACACAUCAACAGUUUGAGUGAGGCCUUUUGCCAUAUUCUUUAAUCGGUUAAAUGGCAUUCGACCUAUUGGACAUUAUCCACCCUCUUUAGAGCUGAAAAUAACUGUAGCCUAUCUUUAGUUUCACUUUAAUUUAUGAUUUCACAUUCAUAGGAAUAACUCUGGAGCCAAACAUCAUUGUGUCAUGUAUCAAUCAAUGACCGGAUGAAUUUGCUGCUCACCGCUGCUUCAGAUUCAUACUGUAAAACAUUCAUAUUAUUCCUGCCCCUACCCUCCAUGAUUAAGUAAAGAUCCCUGAGUUGCACUUUUAUUGUGAAACACGUAAUGUUAAUUUGCAUGUACUAUAUAUGAACUUCAGGGAACUAAAGGUAAAACCUUAUUUUAAAUAUUGUUUUUGAAAUAAAGUGACAACAUAAUGUGGUUACUUUAAAAAGUGUGACAUUCGGGAAGAAAUGAUUUUGUUUUAUACAAUUUUUAUGCUGGUUGCAGGUUUCAUGUAUACAUCUGGCCUUAAUUGGUGCCAAUAAGUACUUCUUUUUUUUUGAAAAAUGUACUCAGCAAUAGUGUUAUUGAUUACAUUUUGGAUGUUAUUGAUAAAAGACUUCUCUACUGUAUUACGACAGUGCACAUCUGUUUGUAUCCGUGUCAGAUUGUGAAGGCAGAACAUAUUUUAUCAACAAUAAAGAAAUGCAGUAGUAAA
This is a messenger RNA of Eleginops maclovinus (Patagonian blennie), 6050 nucleotides long. It is a transcript of the gene usp40, whose product is annotated as ubiquitin specific peptidase 40. Gene Ontology annotation, biological process: protein deubiquitination. Gene Ontology annotation, molecular function: cysteine-type deubiquitinase activity. The record is from RefSeq and is a predicted model, not a curated record. Lineage: Eukaryota; Metazoa; Chordata; Actinopteri; Perciformes; Eleginopidae. The transcript has 31 exons. Gene Ontology annotation, cellular component: cytosol; nucleus. The coding region runs from base 513 to 4397 and encodes 1294 amino acids.